GAAAAUGAAGAAGGAAGUAGAAGAGGUGGAGGGCCACGGUUAUGGCGCCGCCACUCCCAUGACGCCGCCGCCGUCGUCGCUCGGUCUUCCUUCCCCCUCGGUCUCGACAUUGACCUCCGCCGCUGCCGCUAGGGUUUUGGCGCGGCCAAUGCCCGCCUCGGUCCCAAGCUUGCGGGCGCCUUCCCCCUUCGUGCGGGCCAUGCGCACCCGCGUUGAUCCGCCGCCGCCACAGCCGCUCACGGCCCCUCCUCUUCUUCGUCCUCGUCCGGUGCUACCGCCGCCGCCGAUACCAGAGAAGCAGCGGCGGGGGCGCCCGCGCAACUGCGACCGACUCCUCCCGCCGCCGCCGGGCUUCCACCUUGCUCCGUCCGCACGGGCACCGCUGCCUGCCCGCGGCCAACCUUCAUCUAGGGGGCAUCCCUUUCGCGGUCAAUUCGGUGGGCUCCAGUUGCACGUGCUCAAAAUACAUGUGGGAGAGGAUAUCGUAUCAAAGAUUGUGCAGGUCUCGAAAAUAACUGGGAAGGCUGUCUGUGUUCUCUCAGUGUUUGGGGCCGUUCAGGAUUGCUAUCUGCUCCACUCUGCUGUCAUCUUAAAUCACAAGGGUCCUUUAGAAAUCAUUCAUGUGUUUGGAUCCAUUUUGACAUCUGAUAGUCCUGGAUUUGGGUGCUUAUCUGCGACUCUUGCUUGUGGUGAUUGUUCUCUUGUCGGUGGCAUUGCAGUUGGACCUCUCAUAGCUGCAACACCGGUGCAGGCAAUUGUUGGGAGCUUCCACAAUGAUGCUUUCCAGGCAAACAAGAAACCUAAGCUCGUUGCAUGUUACCCCAGUUCUCAUGUUACCGCUGGCACUGGGGGCAUGUGUUGCGUCAAUUCUAAGAUUACCAUUGGCAGUUUGAGAAAACAUGAUACCAGUUCUUGGUUUCCCAUUGGCAAUGGAAGCACAACUCAUUCCAAUUCUCAAGUUACUGUUGAUGAUGGAAGCACAAAUCACCCCAAUUCUCAGGUUACUGUUGGCAGUGGAAACACACAUCAUCCUAAUUCACAGGUGACCAUUGACAGUAGGAGCAUGUGUUGCCUCAGUUUUGAGGCUGGCAUUGGUAGUUGGAGUAAAGAUGAUCCAAGUUCUUGGUUUCCCAUUGGCACUGGGAGUACAGAUCACUCCAAUUUUCAAGUUACUGUUGGCACUGGGAGCACACAAUACCCCAGCUCCCAGGUUCCCACUGGCAUUGGGAGUGCAUAUCAAUCUGAUUUUCAUGUCACAUUGGGUGACAGAAGCGCAAGUAUCCCCGAUUCUCAGGCUACUGUUCACUAUGGGAUUAAACAUCAACCCAAUUCCUGUGUCAGUGUUGGCAACGGGAGCACAGGUAGCGUCAAUUCUCAGGAUAUUGUUGGACACGGAAGCACAUAUAACCCUGAAUCUCUGCCUGCCAUUGGCGACGGGAGCAUGCAUAACACCAAUUUUGAGGUCGUGGUAGGAGUUGGGAGCACAGACAAGGGCAAUUCACAGGACACCCUUGUUGAUGGGAACCUGAAUCGCCCCAGUUCUAUGGUUUCUGUUGACAACGGAAGCUCCUGUUACCCCAAUUGUAAGGAUGCUGUUGGCGAUACGUGUGCUCCAUCCUCUGAAGGCUCUAAUCCAGAAUAUGCAUCCUGCACUGUAGUAGUGGAACAGAGUAGAUUGAGCAGAGACAGAUGUGAAUCUCUCGCAAGUGAUGGCUUCUUAACGUAGCAACACUUUAGGUGAUUGUUUAUGUUUUUUCUCUGAAGACAGUAGCCAAGUACAUGUCCUUGGACAGCGAGGGUGACUCCAGCAGUUCAUCCAAAGUUUAUCCAUAAGCACUGUUAUGCACUGAAGACUGCACUGUUCGCAGAGUGGAGUUUGAAUAUAGCUAUGUGUAUGGGUAAGCUGUUGGAGAUAGUGUUAUGCUUUUGUGGAUGACCGCCAAAGUAUCCUUUUGGGAUGGUAGGAAGUUUUGAAGUCCAGCAGUAGUUGCGUUCUUUGCAGGGACAUGGCAGUGUUGAGAAUUGUGGUGCAGUCUGUUGUAGCUUUAGUUGCUAACAGUGUUGGAUUUGUGCUGAGGUCUGUCAGAUGAGAAAUCCUAACAUAGCAGAAGGGUUCGUUGAGCUUUCAAUAUAUAUGAUACUGAUGAGAUUUUAUGAGGCAAGUUGUCGGGUA
Molecule: messenger RNA, 2173 nt
Organism: Zea mays
Lineage: Eukaryota; Viridiplantae; Streptophyta; Magnoliopsida; Poales; Poaceae
Product: AT-hook motif nuclear-localized protein 14
Exons: 5
Coding region: 5-1726 (573 amino acids)
Molecular function (GO): minor groove of adenine-thymine-rich DNA binding
Source: RefSeq, marked predicted